This is a messenger RNA of Abrus precatorius (Indian licorice), 3170 nucleotides long. RefSeq names its product dual specificity protein phosphatase PHS1-like. The transcript is spliced from 11 exons. Bases 120 to 2912 code for a protein of 930 amino acids. Gene Ontology annotation, biological process: cortical microtubule organization; protein dephosphorylation; response to abscisic acid. NCBI's taxonomy places the organism in Eukaryota, Viridiplantae, Streptophyta, Magnoliopsida, Fabales, Fabaceae. The record is from RefSeq and is a predicted model, not a curated record. Gene Ontology annotation, molecular function: protein tyrosine/serine/threonine phosphatase activity.
CGCUAUUUUCCCUCCAUCCUUGAAAAUAGCAAACUACUUUGCCUGCCAUUGCCAGCAGUUUUUUGCAUUAGCUCUUAUUUUUAUUACAAAAACUAAAAUCUAAUCUUUUUAUAAUACCAAUGGCAAAAGAACAGCAAAAGCAGCAUCCCUGGGGAAUCACCAACUCUUUUCAAAAUCAGGGUAAAGGUGAAGAAAAACAAUUGGAAGUGGAGAACGAGGAAACUGAGGCCCCCUUGCCUCUGAGCGUUACUUCCAAGGUUUUGUACAUGUUGGGAGACAUCACAGCAGGGCCUGCGUUUAUGUUCACGCAAUGGCUCCAAUUAGUUCGUAAACGCACUUCUAAUUAUCGCUCUUCUGGCUUCCCUCACCGUCCUUCCACCAUGCCUUCUAGCCCGGGAGAAUCUACCGAGGAUGCAAAAAUUGAUCACCAAACAGAAAUUAGUUUGUGGGAGAGGCUUGGCAAAGCUGAAAUGUUGGACAUUGAAUCAAGCUCCUUUUCUUGGGAUAGGCUCUCUUCACUCCACCAUACUGAGCACACAAGCAGCAAUGAACACUCUGAGGAUGAAAUGAACAGAGCUCUUGAGGUAACAGUAAAUUCGGGAGGAGUAGUCUUCUUUGCCUUAUUCAAUGGCCUUGGGAGUGAUGAUAUUUUUGGAAAAGAAGUGGCAGCUGUUAUAAAGAUAUCAUCUUCCAGAAUGGCAACACAAUCCGAACGCCUUGGUUAUGAAUUUGCCAAGUGGUUGGGAGUCCAAACUCCACAGGCUAGAGUCAUUCACAAUACCAGUUUAGAGUGGCUCCAAAUAAAAGAGGCUACAGAAAAAGCAAGAGAUGCAGCAAGUUCUGCGGGUGAUGAAAUUAGUGAAAUGACAUGCACAGAACUUUUGGAAGCACUUGAGCUUAGCCGAUGUCUAUUGUUUAUGAGUUAUGUACAUGGUUCACCCAUGCUUGAAAGCUCAGGUGCAUUUGAAUCACAGGAAUAUGCUGAAAGAACAUCAGCAGCCCUUGGCAGGGUAAUGAUGCUAGACCUUGUCAUCAGAAAUGAAGAUAGGCUCCCUUGCCGUCAACUUAGAUGGCGUGGGAACUCUGCAAACUUGUUAUUGGCUGAAAAGAUGAUAUCUACAAGUACAGAUAUAAUAGGAGAAACUUUUGAUUCUGCAGCAGUCCGAUAUGGACCAAGGGUGAGUAGGGCGCUUCAUAAAGAAAGAAGGUCAAUUUCAGUAGAUAGCAGAUUGAAUUCUCAUAAUCAUAAUCCUGGAUUGGUAUCACAAGGCUCUGGUCUUUCAGACAUCACAGAAUCAUCAAUACCCGCAGACAUGAGCCUUAAAAGUCAAACAUCAGGAGAAUCAAUGUUUUCUGACUUUAGCAUUGUUGCUAUUGAUUCUGGGGUUCCCCGCCGACCACCUGCUGGAAAACGUGCAGAUGACCAGGUUAAUUAUCCUAAGUUGGUUGAGUUACUACUCAAUAGCUCAGAGUUUUCCUCUAACCUGUUACAUGAGAUAACUGGAGGGAGAUUAGGACAUCCUCCCCCAGAAGACACAAAUGCAACAACUGAUGUUCAUGCGGGUGAUGUAGCCUCAGUAGUCCAUGAGUUCCGUACUGGUUUUCGUGCUGCUCUUAGGGAUCUGCAGGGAUUCCAUAUAUUCCUACUCACACUUCACCAAAAACUUGAUAACUUGUUAAGAUCAUUUAUGACUACUAUAAGCAGAGUACCAUCAGGGGAGUCUGAAAAAGAGGAUGCAGUGGUUCCUGAUUCACCUUCACUAGCUACUGCUGGCAAUUUUUCCUCUCCAACAAGUAAGGAGAGGUUUUCCAAUGACAUCCAUCAAGAUUUUAGUGAUUCAGAAUCACAGAGAACUGCUCCAAGGGCAUCAUCAUCUUCUGGUAAUAGAGAUUACUGCGACUCUGCUUCUUCUCUGCCAAGAGAAUGUUGGCAUGGAAAGCACUCUAAAGGAAGUGGGGAGUCACUUCGUGGUCUCCGCUUGACAACUAAGCUCCGUGACUUCCAUAAAUUUGCCAAGGUUGACUCUGAAUCUAAUAAAGAAUUGGAACAGUGGAAUGAACUGCUUAAAAACGAUGCUGUCAAGUUGUGCCAGGAGAAUAAUUUCAAUACAGGAUUUUUUGAGGGUAGUGAUAACAACACUGUUGUUGAUGCAUAUGAGUUGAAGGUCAGGCUUGAGCAUAUCCUUGAGAGGAUUGCAUUGAUAUCCGAGGCUGCAAAUACAGAGAGGCCAUCAACUGUUACAAAUAGUCUGUUCAUUGGUGGUGCACUGGCUGCAAGAUCUACAUACACACUGCAACACUUAGGAAUCACUCAUAUUAUGUGCUUGUGUACAAAUGAAAUUGGUCAGUCAAGUUCUCAGUUUCCUGAUCUAUUCACAUACAAAAAUUUCUCUGUGUGUGACAAUGAAGAUUCUAACAUCAGCAGCAUAUUUGAAGAGGCUUGUGAUUUUAUAGACUAUGUUGAGCAAACUGGUCUGAGAGUUUUAGUUCAUUGCUUUGAAGGGAAAAGCAGAAGUGUCACUUUGGUCCUUGCAUACUUAAUGCUGAGGAAGAAGUUCACUUUGUUAGAAGCAUGGAAUGCUCUGAAACGAGUUCAUCGUCGAUCACAGCCCAAUGAUGGUUUUGCAAAGAUCUUACUGGAACUGGAUCAGAAACUGCAUGGGAAGGUUUCAAUGGAGUGGCAGCAGCGGAAACCAAUGAUGAAAAUUUGCCCUAUUUGUGGCAAGAAUGCUGGACUAAGCAGUAGCUCACUGAAGCUCCAUCUUCAGAAAUCUCAUAAAAAGCUAUCCUCAGGGAGUGUAGAUAGUGCCAUGACAAUGGAGAUCCAAAAGGCAUUAACAGCUUUGAAGAUUAGCCGUGGUGGGAGUGUUAGCCCCUCCCAAAGGCAGUCGCAUUCAAUGAUAGAUCAAUAGAUUACUCUUCCAAAUACAACGAAUGGUCAUUCAUCAUUUUAUUUUCAUGUUAGGAGUUGAGUGUGGCUAGAUUUUAGCAACACAAGCAGCUAAGUGCCUGUUUGUAUAGGCAAGUUAACUCCGUUUUUUCAUAAUUGAGAAUUUCACUGCUCACAAAACCUGCAUUGUAAUUCAUAUAAACGGAGUUUUCAAUCUAUACAAACAGGCUGUAAGCUUUUUUUUUGUUUUUCUUUUAAAAGUGCAAGUAAAAUAGGGAUU